This is a messenger RNA of Penaeus indicus, 3165 nucleotides long. Its product is annotated as speckle targeted PIP5K1A-regulated poly(A) polymerase-like. The coding region runs from base 132 to 2717 and encodes 861 amino acids. Gene Ontology annotation, molecular function: nucleic acid binding; poly(A) RNA polymerase activity. The record is from RefSeq and is a predicted model, not a curated record. The transcript has 8 exons. Lineage: Eukaryota; Metazoa; Arthropoda; Malacostraca; Decapoda; Penaeidae.
GGAGCUGUGUAGAAUUUUUUCAAAAAUAUGCAAUGAAACUGACAUCUGUUUGAUAAAAGUGAAUAUAGUUGAUCCAUUUGCCAAUCUAGAAACAUUACUGAGUAGAAUAUCCAGGGUGCAAUAAAUGCAAAAUGGCAGAAGUAACCAAAAAGCCGAAACAGGAAAGCCAGACCUGUUUCUUUUGCAAGACGGGGCCACUGGACAAGCUUGUGUAUAUAACUCACAUACUGGGCAAACGGCACCAGAAGAACCUCAAAAACAGGAACCAGCCCCCAGCUAAUGAUGUGGCACGCCGCACAGUUCACGUCUCAGGUUAUGAUGCAAACACCCAAAUUGAAACUAUCUUAGGGGCCUUUUGGAAGCACAGAGUGAGGAAUGUUAAUUGCCAGCAAGGGUUUACCUUUAUUGAGUUUGAUACUGUUGACAUAGCCCAGGAAGUGCUAAAACAGAAGUUUAGCAUAGGAAACAAACCUUUGAAAGUUAGUGCUAAACGUCAGAAUAAUUCAAGGAAUGAUGGUGCUGAGGCUCUUGUGCUUAGUCAAUUUUUAGAGAACAUGCUGAAGCAGAGAGUGCCUGCCAAUCAGAUUGACAACCAGAUUUAUUCCAUUAUCAGAGAGAUAGAGCUUAGGCCAGAGGACUACCAAUGCAGGGAAUAUCUGAGGAAAAGUAUGAUGGACUUUCUUGCACCACAUUUCCCAAAGGUGUUUGCCUAUGUCUUUGGAUCCUCUGCCAAUAACUUGGGCUUUGUUGGCUGUGACGUGGACCUCUACAUGGACCUGGGAGUAGAUCCAUGGGCGCAGGGAUCAAAAAGUGAGAUGGAUAGCAAAGCCAGUGAUUUGACAUGGUACUUAGCAAGAGAAAUUCGAAGAUCUCGACGGGGGAUAAACGUUCGUGCAGUUGCUCGGGCAAGAGUCCCAAUCGUCAAGUUUAUAGAUUCUGUAACAAGAUUGCAGGUUGAUCUCUCCUUCAAGCACGGCAUGCCUGUGUACAAUACUGCCCUCAUUUGCCAAUACACUCGCACCCAUUACCUUGUGCGGCCAUACCUCAUGAUCAUAAGAUACUGGGCAAAAAUUCAGGGAAUAACCGGGGGUGGACAACCAGCUACCCUGUUCACCAACUAUGCCUUUACGAUGCUCAUGCUUUUCGUCCUUAUGUCCCGGAGUGACCCAAUUGUGCCAUCAGUAGCCCACCUGAAGAGACUGUACCAAGGGGACAUGGCUGGUCAGUGCAUUGUAGGCGGCUGGGACUGUGGCUUUGGGCGGAAUGUUGUUGAAUGGAGUGAGAGAAGACACAACACAAGUAUCUUUGAACUCAUAACAGAAUUCUUUGAUUAUUAUGGAAAGUUUGAUGCAAAGAAAUGGAUGGUAUGCCCUCUAGCAGGAUUUUUGGUAGAAAGAUCAAGCAUAAAAGAAAGGAAUCUUAGGAAGUUGCCAUCUUGUAUGGACAUUUACUGUAGGCAGGAUAUAAACAUACAAGUAGAUACACCCAUUUGUGUUCAAGAUCCCUUUGAGCAUAGCCAUAACAUCACAAGAGGCCUUCGUGAUGGUCCACUGGCCGAGUUUCAGUUGAAGUGCAGAAGAGCGGCUGAGAUUUGCCGUGAUGUACUUAAAGGCAAAGAGUCUCUCGGAAAACUGCUUGAGCCGAUUGAAAUUUCCUCCGAAGAUUUGACGGAGAUUACAAUCACAGAUGAUGAGAGCCCUGAGGAGGUUGACCAAUCUCAAGAAGUUAUCACACUGGAUGAUUCUGAUGCAGACACUUCCCAAGACUCCAUUGAGAUAUUAGACAUUCCCAAGAAGAAUGGAGGAGAAAUUUCAGUGUCUCCUGUACCUGGGCCAAGCACCGCUGUUGGGACCGAAGCUAAGAAGGUAGUAGACUCUAGUGACAUUAUCAUUAUUAAUGAGGGAAGUUCAAACAAGAAAAGGAAUGAGGCCACAGCAAAUGGUGUACAAGAAAAGGAAAUGGAGUUAAAUGGCGUGAUAUCUCAAACCUCGGAAGAGUUGGAGCUGGUAAUGAACCAAACAGAGACUGGCCCAGAGCAAAAACUUUACAAAUAUCCCCUGGAUUUUACAAAUUGCACUAAGUUCACAGUUACUGCUGAUGGGGAAGUAUCUGGAGGUAAAGGAUCAAUGACUGGAGCAAAUGAUAUUGGACAAGCUGCUUCUAGUUUAAUUCAUUUUGUACUGAAGCAGUGUCUUAAGAUUGAUGUAUCGAUAGUUGAGGUCACUUCUUCCAGCAAGAAGAGAAAAUCCGAGAGUCCAGAAGAUGACUCUGAAUCUGGCAAGCGGAGGAAAGUUCGAGAUGGAGUCGGCGUGUCUGUUGCCAUGAAGUACCGCCGCGUGGCUCAAUACGACUGCACAUCAGAGUCCAAGCUGUGGAUUGGCCGGAAGAUGAUGUCCAAAAGAAUUCCUCAGGAGGUGAACAGCAACCCCUUGAAGCAUGAGAUGGCUAUCACAGCUGCGCAGAUCCAGGUCGGUGAUGUUAAAGCAGCUCCGAAGGCUGAGUUGCUGGAGUUCACACUCGGGGUUUGGCAGGAAUGUGAGAACCCUUGCAAAAUCUUAGUGACCGGGGAUUCAAGGUCCGAUGAGCGCAUCACCCGCAGCCAAAUGGCCAAUAUGUACGCUUACUUGAGCUCACUUUCACAGCAGCUGCUUAGAAGAGUUCAACAUUAUGUUAAUCUUCAAACAGAAAUAGUGCCAAGUGAAGGACUCCCUACUUAAAGCCUUUUUUGUUGUGUUUAUUCAGCAAGAUACAGUUAUGAGAUAAGGACAAUGAAAGAAGAUGAAGGCAAAUUAAUUUUUAAGUAAGUGUUUUGAUCUCUACAAGUCUCUCUUUUGUUUAUAUUCCAUUUUCAACUGUACAUUUAUGACUUCAAAUGUAGGGAAUAUGUUUAGCAGGAGAAAAGGUGAUUGUUCAAGCACAAUAAUUUUACUAUACCAGUCGAUUACUUCUUUAAUGAUUGUUUUAUUCUGAGUGAAGCUGUAUGUGAGCCUUUGAGGAUCUAGAAAUGUGAAUGGAUUAUGCUCGUUGUAUGUUUUUUUCUUGAAGUUUUCUUUUCAGAGUGUGUGCAAUGGAUAAAUGUUUAUAAUGAAGAUUUACUUGUCAGUGAUUUGUCUUGUGGUGAACUUUGAGAGUUGUAGAUGCAAAUAAAAAAAGAAAAAAAAGAUA